AUGUCCGCGCUGCAGCACCCGGUGGAUGCCGUUGACAGACGACCGGUAACGGGCCCGGAGAGCAAAAACUCUCCGUUGACCGUUGGACCGGGUGCCGGUACUGUGCCGCUGUCAGCUGCUCCCGGUGUGACCGACCUGGACGGGAUGAUCCUGGAUGUGGACCUUGACACCACCGCCGUCCAUGCCAAACAUGCUUCUGUAGCUGCUAGCACCAGUGCUGCUGUUGGUCUUGGCCCGGUCCAAAAGAGUCGUGUUGGCUCUGACAUAAGGCCAGCUGCCACAACAAACAUCCCUGACCUAUCAUUUAGCGGCUAUAAAGUUUUACGAGAGGAUGACAACAGCCUAGAUCUGUUUGGGACACGCUCUUCUCUACCUUCUCCUUCCCAAACCGACGCCGAUUGCGAUUGCAGUGGUGCCGGCAUUGAUUCCAAAGGAGUGCCAACUGUCUUGCCCGAUGCAAAGACAGUCAAGAAUGAAGCUAAAUCGGAUGGGAUGAUUGCCUCUACGCUCAACUCAUCGAAACUUUCAGCAACAGGUUCUCUACCGCUCCUAGGGGAGGCUGACCGCCUAAGACGAGCGAGCAUCGGGGCAGCCGCUUCUGAGGUCGGUAGCCAGGACAGCAACGGUCAGGACGGACCCAAUUCGCUCUUCGACGAGCCCAUGUCCGACGAGUUCGGGCUGGUUGUGAAUGGGCCCAUAGACAGCAUUGACCUGGGCGGCAGCUCUACCGCCUCCCGACAGCCUCUGUUCGCCAAAGACGACAAGCUGAGCGACAUUACGCCAGCAUGGAGCGAGCUGAAGACCAAGGCGGGAAAAGAGCGCAAACGCCUGCCGCUGGCUUGCAUUGCCUGUCGCCGGAAGAAGAUCCGAUGCUCGGGCGAGAAGCCGGCAUGCAAGCACUGCCUGCGAUCGCGCACCCCCUGCGUGUACAAGGUCACCACCCGCAAGGCAACGCCGCGUACCGACUACAUGGCCAUGCUCGAUAAGCGGCUCAAGCGCAUGGAGGACCGUAUCAUCAAGAUUGUCCCCAAGACAGAGCAGGAUGCUGUCGCCAUGUCUUCUUCCGUCGUUCGGGCCAUUGUCAAGCCGGCCAUUCCCGGGGUCUCGGCAUCUGCCACUGCCAGCAGAAAUGGAAAUGGAAAUGGUUCUGGCAGUGCCGCUGCAGGAGUCAAGUCAGCUACAAAGAAGCGGCUGGCUGAUGAGGCUUUUGGCACUGAACUCGACCAUUGGGCGCGCGCCAGUUCCAAGGGCCGUCCGGCCGAUGCUUUGCGGCCACACAACCUUCUCCUGCAGCAAGAGUCUGAAGAAAACAAGCUGCUGCGAGAAGGCGCUGAUGCGCUGCCGUCCCAUGAGCUUCAGGACCACCUGGCCGAGGUGUACUUUGAGAACAUCUACGGCCAGGCUUAUCAUCUCCUGCACAAGCCAAGCUAUAUGAGGAAGCUGAAGGCCGGAACACUGCCGCCUGUCCUGAUACUUUCCGUUUGCGCCGUAUCUGCUCGAUUUUCCUCGCACCCGAAGCUUGAAAGCGGUCCCAACUUCCUGCGUGGCGAAGAAUGGGCAUCGCACGCCCGUGAUAUUGUCAUGCGGCGGUACGAGUGGCCAAACAUAACGAUUCUGACCUGCCUCCUCCUCCUCGGACUCCACGAGUUUGGCACCUGCCAUGGUGGCCGCAGCUGGGCGCUCGGCGGUCAGGCCAUCCGCAUGGCCUUUGCACUGCAGCUGCACAAGGACGUCGAGCAGGAUCCGCAGCUCAUCACCGGGGCUGCUCCCCUCAGCUUCACCGACCGUGAGAUCCGAUGCCGCACGAUGUGGGCCUGUUUCCUGAUGGACCGUUUCAACUCGUCUGGCACGGAACGGCCGACGUUUGUCCGAGAGGAAACGAUCAAGAUCCAGUUGCCGGUGUCGGAGAAGCACUUUCAUCUCGACAUGCCGGGAGUGACGGAGAGCCUAGCUGGUCAUCCGGUAACUCCACCGUUAGCUGCGGCUGCCAGGGACGACGACGACCUGGCCCCCAACGCAAAGGAAAACAUGGGAGUUGCGGCCUACAUGAUUCGGUCCAUCGCUGUUUGGGGGCGGGUCAUCAACUACCUCAACCAGGGAGGCAAGGAGCUCGAUCCUCAGCCUAUGUGGAGCGUCGAUUCGGAAUACCACAAGCUGGCUAUUCAAGCCGACGAAAUGCUUUCGACGUUGCCACCGGCGCUCGCCUUUUCCAGCGAGAACCUCCACGUGCACGACACAGACAAGAUGGCCAACCAGUUCUUGUUCUUGCAUAUUGCGAUUCAGCAAAACAUUCUGUUCCUAAACCGCUUUGCCGUGUCGUCACCCAACAGCAUUUCACAGCAGGACAUACCCAAGACGUUUGUUACCAAGGCAGGCGCCAAGGCGUUUGCGGCGGCGAACCGCAUAUCCGAGCUCCUGAAGGAGGCCGAGUCCUACAUGGUUUCGGCGCCCUUUGUCGGCUACUGUGCCUUUCUGUCCAGCACGGUACAUAUCUUUGGCAUUUUCUCGGGCAAUUCGACGAUGGAAGCGACGUCGAAACGUAACCUUGCAACGAAUGUCAAGUUUCUGUCCAAGAUGAAGCGGUAUUGGGGCAUGUUUCAUUUCAUGGCAGAGAACUUGCGUGAGCAGUACCGCACGUGUGCCGAUGCCGCGCGCCAGGGUACUCCGGCCCACGAGAACGCGGCGGUGGCGUCGCCGAUUUUCCAGUACGGCGACUGGUUUGACCGCUAUCCGUAUGGUGUGUCGAACUCCGACUUUGUCGACCCGGCGGCGUAUCUGAAGAAGGAGAAGGGAGACGAUGCGGUGCUGGAGCAGAAACCAGAGCUGCACACGGUCGAGCAGUUUUUCACAAACGUUGGGGCCCCCAACACAGAUGGAUCUGUUUCCGGCAGCACUACUGCAAAUCAAACGACGACGACUGGCAGAAGUGGCGGACACAACAAGCGAAAGUCGUGUUCGCGGAAGGGGGGCGGCUCGAUUUCGUCCAGGAGUACGGACCAUCAAACUUUGAUGGCGGACAUGCAUUCGUCAGGCACAGAUGUGCUUCACCGACAGCGGCAGCAGCAAAAUGCGCAGGUGCAUAACAUCAACCGGCAGGCCAGCCACACAUCGAUGACUGGCCAGACAAGUGGCGCAGCAGCUGGCUUCAUUCCCAUGACCAUGCCACAGGCCGGUGUCGGCUCAUCGUUUAUGCCGCCGCUUAGCCCGAUCACGAUGAGCUCAUUCUCGCACCAACAGCAGCAGCUGGCGCAGCUCUACCCAUCCGAUCUGCUGCCACUCUCUCUGGUGCAGCAGACCAACAGCAUGAUGCCGGAACUGGAUCGGCAGCUUGUCUUUGGUGCUUAUGGGAAUCUCGACCAGGCUGGCGGGGGGAUCGGGGAUCAGGCCUCAAUAGACGGCUUAGACUGGAAUGGAUCUGGGAGUGCGGACCAGAGCACCGCACAAGCAGCAGCGAACGGCGAAUCUGGCAACGGGCCGACAGAUGGCCUAGACGCUUUGGGGCAUAGUCAUGACGUUUCAUCAGCCUGGUUCAUGCCCUUCAACAUGGACCCACCCGAGCUCGGCCAGGAGUUUGGCGGCAUGGCCGGCAGUCUUGACCAUCUUGCCAGUAUUUUUGGGAGCAGUGUGAUGGCCUCUCAGAGUGGUGGCGGUGGGCUCCACCAUGAUUAG
This is a messenger RNA of Grosmannia clavigera kw1407, 3669 nucleotides long. Its product is annotated as c6 zinc finger domain containing protein. Lineage: Eukaryota; Fungi; Ascomycota; Sordariomycetes; Ophiostomatales; Ophiostomataceae. Gene Ontology annotation, biological process: DNA-templated transcription; regulation of DNA-templated transcription. Gene Ontology annotation, cellular component: nucleus. The transcript has 2 exons. The record is from RefSeq and is a predicted model, not a curated record. Gene Ontology annotation, molecular function: zinc ion binding; DNA binding; DNA-binding transcription factor activity, RNA polymerase II-specific. Bases 1 to 3669 code for a protein of 1222 amino acids.